Messenger RNA from Ruditapes philippinarum (Manila clam), 957 nucleotides. RefSeq lists its product as uncharacterized. NCBI's taxonomy places the organism in Eukaryota, Metazoa, Mollusca, Bivalvia, Venerida, Veneridae. Bases 49 to 957 code for a protein of 302 amino acids. The transcript is spliced from 4 exons. The record is from RefSeq and is a predicted model, not a curated record.
CAUUAGAUUAAUUAUAAACAAAUACAAAAACUCUUUGUGAUUGUUUAGAUGAUUUAUGAAAUAAAAAAAAUGAAACUAAACUGGAUGAUUACAUGGGUUUUCAUUAUGGUGGAACAAGUAAACAGUGAAAAUAGAGGUAUACAGUCUGGAAACUGCUUACCCUACAAAGCAGUAAUCAUAUGGGAUACAUAUACAGAGGGAUAUCGCUUCUUCUAUUACCAGAGAGUAUUUAUUGUAAAACUUAUCAACGAAAUGCCUGAUAACUCAAAAAUCUAUUUGAAAAUAUUCGGCUCAGAUACAACUUCAUUCCUUCAUUUUGACAAAGAUCAUUUAAAUGAUACUUGGGUAGAAAAAAUAGCAGGAAUAAAUGAUCCUGCACGAUUUAGAAAUACUUCAAUAUCAUUUGAAAUAAUCAAAAAUGACGUUUUUGAUAUUUUAAAUACGAGUAUGGCUGUAGAAUAUUUCUUUGUCGUGAAUGAAUGUUCUAAAAUAGAGGAACAAGUUAUUAAGAUGCUACAAAAACAAAAAACGUUUGUGGCGUUUUCUGGGGAUACUGAUCCAUCUGCUGUUUGGACAAGACUUUCUACAAACAAGGAUCAUUUGAUAAAACUCAACGACGAUAUACAUGGCUCCUUGGGACCUUUCGUAGAUAUCUUAUGUACAGAUUCAUUACUGAUGUGUGACACCGACAUGUAUUGGAAUGGGUUUCGAUGCUACAGAUGUUCGUAUAUAUGUACUAGUAUUCCCUCCGAAUUCUGCCAGAAAGAAUGCCCCUAUUAUGGAAUACAGACAAGAAAUGGAAAACAGCCUGAAUCCACAGAUAGUGAUUGUGGUAUUCUUCAUAGUUUCUCCACACGAAGUUAUGUAAUUCUCACUUUUGUAACUAUUUCACUGGUUUUUCUAUGCAUUCAUAUCGGAGUUAUUUUGAAAAACGAAUGUGAUAAAAAAAAAGAAUAA